Molecule: messenger RNA, 1551 nt
Organism: Biomphalaria glabrata
Lineage: Eukaryota; Metazoa; Mollusca; Gastropoda; Planorbidae
Product: dynein axonemal heavy chain 6-like
Exons: 9
Coding region: 600-1403 (267 amino acids)
Biological process (GO): microtubule-based movement
Cellular component (GO): dynein complex
Molecular function (GO): dynein intermediate chain binding; minus-end-directed microtubule motor activity; dynein light intermediate chain binding
Source: RefSeq, a predicted model, not a curated record
CCAACCAGUCACACAGACUAAAAAAUGCAAAAUGUCUAGGUGUUAUAAUAAAUGAAAAACUAUCAUGGAAUCCCCAUAUUGAUGAAACUAUCAAAAAAUCAAACAAAGCAUUAGGGUUUAUUAAAAGAAAUUUCUGUAAAUCAAAUAAGAACUUAAAACUAAAAUGUUAUUUAACCUUGGUUAGGCCAACAAAACCCCCCACUAAAUUAGAGUAUGAAACCUAAAACAUAGUUUACAAUAAUGAUAUUGUUGUGUCUCUCUCCUUUGUUUCUUGAUUGAAAUUACAACAGCUGCCACCAAUUGGGAGAACAUUGCAACUCAGGUUCCAAAUAGGGUUAUACUUUAUUGAGUCUAAUGAGUUGACUACAAACUACUGUACAAUUGGCAACACUAAAUUUCUCCUAAAUUUAUACUGUACUGAACCUGUACUGGACUCUCUUCUUCUGAACUUGGACUGGAUUCUACUGUACCAGACUUGUCUUGACUUUGCCACUCUCUCUCAUAAAAUAGGGUCUCUGAAUGUCACCUGCCCUUUUUGGAUGAUCACAUUUAUCCCAAGGAUGUUCUUCUUGGGGUGUGUCACACCAACGGUUUUCUAAAUGAUAGUGACUGACAGAAAGUGUGCAUCGCUCAACAUGGAAAUGUUUUGUAAAGGUGGUUACAUCUCUUGGGAGACACUGGUCUAUAUAACAGCAGAGCCUGACAUCAAAGAUCACAUAAACUCUUUAACCAUAGUGUUGAUGCAAGAAACUGAAAGAUUCAAUAAACUGCUUAUAAUAAUCAAGACAUCAUUAGAACAACUGAAAAAAGCCAUCAAAGGUUUCGUAGUGAUGAGUGAGGAAUUGGAGAAUGUAUACAAUGCUUUUUUAAAUAACCAUGUCCCAGAAUUAUGGGCCAGAAACGCUUAUCCUUCGUUAAAGUCUUUAGCAUCUUGGGUUAAAGACCUGAUAAUGAGAUGUUGUUUUAUUGACAAUUGGAUCAAUAAUGGACCUCCUAAGUCUUUUUGGUUGUCUGGCUUCUUCUUUCCACAAGGUUUCUUGACUGGAACUCUUCAAAAUUUUGCUAGAAAGUACAACCAGCCUAUUGAUCAUCUCUCAUUCAAGUUCAUUCUCCUGCCAUAUUCUAGAGAAGAAGCUAUGGAGCAGUUGCGUACAGUUAAAAAGGGCGAAACAAUACCUAUGGAUCAAAAUCCUGACGCCAAAGGUCGUAUAAACUCUUUAACCAUAGUAUUGAUGCAAGAAACUGAAAGAUUCAAUAAGCUGCUUAUAAUAAUCAAGUUGGAUGUUCCUGAUGAAGGAGUGCUUGUACAUGGACUCUAUAUGGAUGGUUUUGCCUGGGACUGGGAUCACAUGACUGUUGGUGACCAAUUGAAAGGCCAGAUGCAGGCAAAGACAUUCUACUAACUUUGUUGUAACUGUCCACCUUCCUUCAAGCAACACACAAGAUUACUGGAUAGCCAAAGGUGAAGCACUCUUAUGUCAAAUUUCUGAUUAAUUUUGCUUACAGAUAAGUUGUAAAGCAUUUAACAAUAAAAACAAUGUCCAUUACAAA